GUGGACAUGCCAAACUACAAUGAGUCGAUUGACCAGAUCGACUACAAGCGCCUGGUACUUCUGGGCCAGAAGUCAACGGCCACAACCUAUGUGGACCGUGCUGCACUGGCCAAUGAAGAAGAGGCCACAAUUCGCAUCCUGAAGCCUGAGGAGACGGACAAGACAGCAAGACAAUUGCUGUUGGGCUUGGACGGCAAAACAAUGACCGUCUUCAGCUUCACAAUGGAGGAAUAUGUGGCCAUGAUCGCAGAGCAAGAAGGAACAUUGACCUACAUCCCCGGUGAUGUCCGAGAAUCCAGGCAAGUGCUGGAAGGAUUCCAAUACAAUCUCACCGCCGAAGAGUUGUCGACAAUGGUCAUUGUCAACUAUGACAACUACAAUUCAAGUGGAUAUGUGUGGGCAUCAGCAAUGCCAGUGAAUGUGCUCACAGCCCUGGAGGUCAAGGAUGAUGAGAACAAUUCUCACAUCAUGACUGCUCUCAUCCAAGGCCUAUACAAUGGAGGCACCACUUGCCUCAAAAUCAUGCCAAAGCACAUCCGAGACAAGGCAUUGGAAUUCCUGUUGGAUCGCAAUCUGGCAACAACCCCAGCCAACAUGAUCCCUAUGCACAGCAUUGGUCAUCCUGACCAUGCAGCCUGGGUCAUGACCAGGUCUGACAAUGAGAUCCAGCAAGUUGGGAACAAAGAGAACAGGAAGCGCCGUGCUGACGACAUGGAAGUCGAACAGAAGGACGGCUAG
Molecule: messenger RNA, 738 nt
Organism: Cladocopium goreaui
Lineage: Eukaryota; Dinophyceae; Suessiales; Symbiodiniaceae
Source: the annotation of a GenBank genome assembly